Molecule: messenger RNA, 1176 nt
Organism: Thlaspi arvense
Lineage: Eukaryota; Viridiplantae; Streptophyta; Magnoliopsida; Brassicales; Brassicaceae
Source: the annotation of a GenBank genome assembly
GAAGAUUUACAGGAAUCUCAGAACAAGAAAACGACAAAAUUAUUUAUAGUUUUGAUGAAGAUUCUGUGGAAAAGUCUCCUUCUUUCAAUUUGAUUUGAUCGUUUUUUGGUCCACUCUUGAUUUCGUGUUUCCGAAACGAUGGGAGAUUGCCUCUGUUCUUUAGUAACUCCGGCGAGAUUGUUGUGGACGAGUUGUUUCUUCCGCCACAAACUCAUGAAUCUCUAACGAAUCGUUUAAUUUCCAAAUCCCCCAAUUGAUUUUAAUUUUCUUCUUUUACACAAACCACCUCCAUUGAUUCCGGCAACUAUCUCAAUGGAUUCCAAUUACGAUCACGGAGAACCACUUCCACUUGAGAAUAAUCUCGUUCUUGUUUUUCAAGAAACGAAAUCCGCCAUAGAAACGAAAGAAACUCCGACAAGGACGCAUUUUCCCGGCGAAAUCGAUGAUCAAUCGCCGGAGAAAAAGCGCCGAUUAACGAUUGAACAAGUGAAUCUGCUGGAGAAGAGCUUUGAAGAAGAGAACAAACUGGAACCAGAGAGAAAGACUGAGCUAGCGAAGAAGCUUGGUUUGCCUCAACGACAAGUAGCUGUUUGGUUCCAGAAUCGAAAAGCUCGAUGCAAGAUCAAGCAGAUCGAAAGAGAUUACGAUAUCCUCAAGGCUUGUUACGAUUCACUCAUGGAGAAACAUGAGUCAGUAAUCUCAGAGAAUGAGAUACUCAAAUCCAAAGUCUUAACUUUGACUGAGAUGCUUCUUCCUGCAACAAACCAAACUCAAAGAAAUUUGCAAGACAAGCUUAACUCUAAAGGUGAUGAUGAAACUAUGAGCUCUUCCACAACUUUAAUGCCAUUAGCAAAUCAAGAUUAUCUCAGCAACAUCGAUCAAUCAUUCACCUGGUGGGUUUGGCCAUCGAAUCUUAAGUAAACAAAAUCUGAGAAUUCAAGAUCGGUUUAUAGCACAAGAGACUUAACUAUUCAAAGCUUCUGUUCUAAACUAACAUAGUGUUAAAACAUGUAUGAGAGAAAUAAGAAUGUAAAAAAAUAACUAUUACCAUUAGGAUAUUAUAUGGAUCCAUAAGAGUUCUAAUUGUUCAUGUUAUUCUUUUGAAUUAUUUAUAUAUUUAUGUGCAAUCAAUCAAAAUAGAGUGGGUGAUGGUUUUUAGUUCAAGAGUCAAACAAC